AGCCUGGACGGUGUCUGAACGAGAACGGAGAAAGAUGCAAAGCCAGCGAACAACACAAAACAAAGGCCGAGAUCUCCAAACCCCAUAACCCUACCUUAAACCCAUGAUCACAACUAGAUUCUUCCCUCAUUCGCGUUUCUUCCUCCCCUCGCACCUGCCCACUCUCUGCCGGCUCAUCCACUCCGGCGCUGCCCACCCCCGCAUCACCAGAUCUGAGCUCGUCGACCGGAUAUGCCGCAUCCUCACCCUCGAGCGCUUCCACGCCAUUCCCAAGCUUCCCUUCCGCUUCUCCGACGAUCUCCUCGACGCCGUCCUCGUCAGGCUGCGACUCGACGCCGACGCCUGCCUGGGCUUCUUCCGGAUCGCACUGAGGCAGCAGUACUUCAGGCCCAACGCGGAAUCUUAUUGCAGAAUUGUCCACAUUUUGUCUCGAGCACGCAUGUUCGACGAUGCGAGAGGGUUGUUGAGGGAAUUGGUGGCGAUGAUGAGCUCGGCUAGCCCGGAGCCGUCUGUCUCUUUUGUUUUUGAUCGGAUGGUUAAGGUGUACAAGGAGUUCACUUUCUCUCCUACGGUGUUUGACAUGCUCCUGAAGGCUUAUGCUGAGGGUGGAUUGCGAAAGGAGGCUCUUUUUGUGUUUGAUAAUAUGGGGAAAUGCGGAUGUCAGCCUAGUUUGAAGUCCUGCAACAGCCUUUUGAGUAGUUUGGUUAAAGGAGGGGAUAUUAACGCGGCAAUUCUAGUUUAUGAACAGAUGUGCAAAGCUGGGAUAUUACCUGAUGUUUUCACAACGUCUAUAAUAGUUAAUGCCUAUUGUAAGGGUGGAAAUCUAGAGAAAGCCUUGAGCUUUGUGGCAGAGAUGGAAAGGAAGGGGUUUGAUGUUAAUAUUGUGACUUUCCAUUCUCUGAUCAAUGGGUACUGUAGUUUGGGCCAGACAGAAGCAGCACUCAAGGUGUUCGACAUGAUGACUAAAAGAGGGAUUUUGCCAAAUGUUGUCUCUUUUACUUUGUUGAUUAAGGGUUACUGCAAAGAAGGCAAGGUUAAGGAAGCCGAGAAAGCCCUUGUUGACAUGAAACAGCUCCAUGGUUUGAGUCCUGACGAAGUUGCUUAUGGUGUGCUAAUUAACAUUCAUUGCCAAAUGGGGGGAAUGGAUGAUGCAAUGAGAAUCCGGGAUAAAAUGUUGAGUGAAGGGAUGAAGGAAAACAUAUUUAUUUGUAAUGCAAUGAUCAAUGGGUAUUGCAAGUCCGGAAGAAUUGAGGAAGCAGAGAUUUUGCUUUUCGAUAUGGAGAAGGGUCAUCUAAAACCAGACUCCUACAGUUACAAUUCUCUAUUAGAUGGGUAUUGCAAGAAGGGUCUUAUGAGAGAUGCUUUUGGAAUAUGUGACAGGAUGAUAAGGAAUGGAGUCGAAGUUACAGUUAUAACUUAUAAUGCACUAUUUAAAGGCUUUUGUCUGUCAGGUGCAAUAGAUCAUGCCCUGAACUUGUGGUUUUUGAUGCUGAAAAGAGCUGUUGCUCCAAAUGAGAUUAGCUGUUCCACAUUGUUGGAUGGGUUCUUCAAAUCAAGGAAUUAUGAACAAGCCUUGAAAUUUUGGAAUGAGAUACUAGCUAGGGGAUUCACAAAGAACCAAAUAACAUUCAAUACAGUGAUAAAUGGUUUUUGUAAAGCAGGGAAAAUAUCUGAGGCGGUGAAUAUUAUGGAAAAGAUGAAGGCCUGGGGAUGUCCUCCUGAUAGCAUUACUUACAGGACAGUGAUUGACGGUUAUUGUAAACUUGGUGAUGUGGAGCAAGCUCUUAAGUUAUGGAAUGAGAUGGAACCUUCUGGGUUUUCUCCUUCAAUCGAAAUGUUCAAUUCUCUUAUUUCUGGGCACUUCAUAGCUAACGGUUCUGAUAGGAUUGAUGGCCUUCUAACUAAUAUGCACAAGAGUGGACUGACUCCCAACAUAGUUACUUAUGGAAUUCUGAUUGCUGGAUGGUGCAGAGAAGGAAUGUUGGAUAGGGCUUUUGAUAUAUAUUUUGAAAUGGUUGGUAAAGGCUUAACUCCAAAUACAUACAUAUGCACUGCCCUUGUUAGUGGUCUUUAUAGACAGGGUAAGAUUGACGAGGCAAAUGCUAUAAUGGCAAAAAUUGUGGAUGCUAGCAUGCUUCCAAAGUAUGAAAAUUCUGAUAAGUACCUUAAGUGUGUUACGAAUAAUAUCUACCAUCACGAAAUCACAAAUCUGCUCGCUCAGUCUAAAAAUGAGAAUCUCCUGCCUAACAACAUUAUCUAUAAUGUUAUUAUUUGCGGUCUUUGCAAAUCUGGAAGGAUUUUGGAUGCAAAACAAUUUUUUGCAGACUUGUUGCAGAGGGGUUUUGUUCCAGACAAUUUUACUUACAGUAAUCUUAUUCAUGGCUAUUCAGCAGCUGGCAAUAUAGAUCAGGCUUUUCAAUUAAGGGAUGAAAUGAUUAAAAAGGGCCUCUUUCCCAAUAUUAUAACAUACAAUUCUCUCAUCAAUGGUCUCUGCAUAUCUGGAAAUUUAGAUAGAGCUGUCAAUCUAUUCAACAAGCUGCAGUCAAAAGGUUUAGCACCGAAUGUUAUUACAUUCAACACAUUGAUUGAUGGAUUCUGCAGAGUUGGCAAUCUAACAGAAGCAUUCAAGCUGAAAUAUAAGAUGAUAGAGGCAGGAAUUUAUCCCAAUGUUGUUACGUAUUCUACACUAAUUAAUGGCCUUUGUUGCCAAGGGGAAAUGGAAGCAUCCAUCAAACUCCUGGAUCAAAUGAUUAGUAGUGGCGUGGAUCCUAAUUAUGUUACGUAUAGCACGUUGAUCCACGGUUAUAUCAAAUCUGGAGAAAUGCAUGAGAUACCAAAACUAUACGAAGAAAUGCAUAUACGUGGGCUUUUGCCAGUGUCUAAUUUCAGAGGAAACAUGAGUCCAACACCUGUAACUAUAAAAACAAGGCAGAUAAAUAGUGCUGAACAAUUAGAUGUAUCAAUACAUUCUGAAGGGUAGCUUCUUUGUUGGAAAUUCUGCUCUAGAUUGUUGAUCUUUCAUAUUGCAACUCUUAAAGGCACUAAAACAAUCCUUAUCCUGCUUCAUGCUGAUUCGAAAGUCCAGAUUACAAUUUCAACAGGAACAAUUUAGUAAUUCUCCAUAAAAUUCACAAUUAUUUCAUAUUCUUCAAACAUACUGAUUUCAUUCCAUGAAUUUAUUAGGGAGAUCCACAUUGACUUUGUGAAGAUGCACAUGCAACCACAUUAUGCUGGGUAUUCUUGUUCUGAAACCAUGAGGUUAGUGGCCCACUUAGCUGCAGGAGGUGACAAUAAUGGGUGGCACUUCUUCUCAAGGCAGGGACUGGUCCAGGAGGGCCUGGUCUAUAAGCAUGACAAAGGAACAAGUAACAUUUGUUAACUAAGUCAUGUCCGAGUCUUUUUAUUCAUUCAAGUAGUGAAAUUUUAUUUUCAUAUUGUGGAAGUAUGCUUGUAUUUGUUGAUUAAUUCCAACAGUUUGUAUUUAUAAUUUUGUGAAAUGUGUCAUUCCAUCAUGGAUCAGUUUUUUGAGAUCAAGUAGGCAAUUCUCGAGAUGAAGUUUAUUCUCUAACUAAGUUGGUAGGAGUUAUUAUAGGCAUUGUCAUAUUCAAAUAAGAGAGAGAGAGAGAGAGAGAGAGAAGUUAUUGAUGCUCUAUAUAAAUUAGUAAGCAUGUCAUUAUAACAAAAUAAUUAUCAAUCUCCUAUUAAAACUGCCUUACACAAAACGACAAGUUUCUCUCUCAACAAAUUUGUGCACCCAUUCGUUAGAGGAGAUUGUGGUAUCUCCUCCCAAAGGAUGCUGUUAGUUGUUCAUCUUGGUCAUCUGAUCUUGUGAUUGUAACAUGCACACUACAAUUAUCACCAUUCAUUAACCCUCUAACAUGCUGUUGACAUGAUCAUGACAUGUACAUGACACUUAUCACCAUCCUCUAACCCUAACAGUCUAUUGAUUCAAUUCUUGUCGUCUCUUCUCCUUUCUUGCCCUCCCUUUUGACAAAUUUACCAUUCUGUUAGAUGGCAAUCUGAGGUACUUCUUUCUGCUAAUAUCAUCUCCUUAUCUUUGUUCCAGAUUAGGCAUCCUAACACAUGACCAGCAAACACCUGGUUCCUUGUAAAUCUGAAGAGCAUGAUUUGGUUGAAGCGAACAUUUAUAAUUGGUAGAAAGGAUAUGUGAUAGCCACCUGCAAGUUAUCAAUUAAGGAUUAUCAUCAUGUUUUAUGAAGAAUGUAACAGCUGGUUUCUCGUGAAUCUGAAAGAGGCAUGAUUUAGAUUUUAGAUUGAUGAAAAGGUUUAUAGUUAAUAGAAAUGGUCAGCAAUAUGACACCUGCAAGUUAUGAUGUAAUGCUGAUAUGCAUAGAUUAUCAGAAUUUCUAAUCAUAACAUAACAGUUGGACAAACAACUCAUUGUGCUGGCGCUUCUUUUUUGAAACUACAGAUACAUUGAUAAACAUUGGAGAAACUACUACAUCCUGUGGCUGGACCCUCCUCAGAUAUCUUAAUUCUUCGAAGUCAGUUUUGCCAUUAUUUUUUGCACAAAUGUCCCAACAUGGCAUGUUGGAUGAUGUGGAUAUGGAGAAAUGAAACUCUUCAAUAAGGAGUUCUUCAGCCAUGCCAACCAGGGAUCAGAGUCGCCAUGUCAGCACGGAAUCCACAAGUUCCUUCUUGCAAGAAUGCAAAUUUGCUUCUCAAGUAGAUGAACAUAAUCAAGGUCCAGGAGUUAUCAGGAACCACUCAGGAAGAUCCAUGGAAGGUUUCGUCCAUGGCAUUAACCCAACCCUCUUUUGAAUCAGCCUAGAAAGCAGGGAUUGAGAAACUGUGGCUGGAGUUAGAUUGCAGCAAUGCAUGUGAAAUAAUCUAGCUACCAUUUCUGUCCACCGAACCUGAAGAUAAUCGGAGAAUUCGCGUAAACGGAUUGGCGAACCUCCUUCGGUUUCAGUAAUUGUGGCUGCAAUAGACUGUACAAAUCCUUGUGGAUUCCUUAUCGAUGCUAAAAUUGUUAUAGACAGAUACUUCAGUGUUACACUUAUUCCAGCAAAGUGUUAUGCGCAGCGAACAAUUUAGAGGUUCACUCGAGUUGCAGAUCAAUUGUAAUUUCGUAUAAGGCUUCUACUCCUGUUUCGUUGAUUCAAAUUUUGUUAUAUAAAAAAAGAGGUAUUUCUGGUA
Messenger RNA from Zingiber officinale, 5160 nucleotides. Its product is annotated as putative pentatricopeptide repeat-containing protein At1g19290. Gene Ontology annotation, molecular function: protein binding. The record is from RefSeq and is a predicted model, not a curated record. The transcript has 4 exons. Lineage: Eukaryota; Viridiplantae; Streptophyta; Magnoliopsida; Zingiberales; Zingiberaceae. Bases 104 to 2980 code for a protein of 958 amino acids.